UAGGUGUGUCUGGGGGUGUGUUUGUGGGUGUGGGUGUUGGUGUGUGUGUGUUCUAUACUUGUGAGGAAGCGACUAAAGUCUGUGGUUGCAUGUAUAUGCGUUACUGACAUAAACAGCUGGAUCGUGCGAGUAUGCUCACGUGUGUUAUGGGUGUGUCCACUGAUGAGGGCGGGUGUUUGUGUACACGGUUGGCCACAGGCGGGAUGUAUGAGGCCAAACCGGUUUUUCUUCUCCAGCUCUGAGAGUGGAGCGAUGCUGAGCCGCUGUCAGUGUGCAGAUCACUAUGGGAGGCACAGAGACGUGUAGGCGCACACCCGACACACAGCAUCCUGCCAUCAUCCGAACCCCAGGAAGACCCCAGGCCUCAGGUUGAAUGCAGAUGGAUUCAUCCCCACCACAGUAGCAGAAGACAGAGAUCAUGCCAACUCAUCGGCGAGGGAGGAGUAUGUCGGACGGCCUCACCCUGGAGGAGUCCGCAAGCGGGGGACUGGUCGUCUCAAGCAUUGGCGUUGGGUCCUCCUCCAAUCAGGGGCUCCACCAAGGGGAUGAAAUUGUGGGUGCAUCGAUUAAUUUCGAUGACCUGUCCAAAGAGGAGGUUUUGAAAGUACUGAAGCUGAUGGAACCAUUUAACAACAACAUGCAAGUCCUCACCAAGAACAACAUGAGCAAGAGUCUCGGCAACCUGGAUUCAGUCUCCAAGGGCCCAGGAGAGAUGCUGAACGACUCCUAUAGCCGACUCUACAAUGCAAAGAUCAAGAGGUUCAUGAGGGAUGGCCAUGGAGGUGUGGGUGGUUCCAGCGAUGGAGUGCGACACCCUCAAGGAAGCAGACCGGAGUUAUCCAAUUUAAGCCAUAAGACUGACAGUGGAAUUCCUCGGCUUGGCGUUGAUUUUGGAUUACUCAAAACAAAGACUCCCAGAAUGGACACACCGACAGCAGACGGAAACCUCAAUUUGAAAACUAAAUCUGAACUAAACUUGCGUCAUUCCAAUGGAAGUCUUCCUGGUUUGGAAAUAUAUCCGACCGAGGGUAAGAUCAGUGACCCAACCUUUGACGGCAAUGCACCAAAAAUAGAAAUUGAAGGAUCUAAAAAAUCAUUAAAAAUGCCAAGAUUUAAUAUUCCAGACCUGGGUCUUAAUGGAGCCAUAACCAGACAGACAGAUAUAAAUGUCCCAGAAAUCUCUUCAGGUGCUAUUCAUGUCAGACCUUCCAAGAAACUUAGGAAUCCUCCCCUAAAUGUGGACAACCCUAAUAUGGGUUUACAUAACUUUGAGUUGCCUACAGUGACAAGGUCCACGGUAGACCUAAAAAAACCUGAUUUAGAUCUUGAUUCACCCUCUGGAGAAUUCAAGAUGCCUUCAUUUGGGCUGUCAGGCAAAAGACCAGAUCUCAAUAUUGAUGCUGACCUCAAAUCACCUGACUUCAGUCUCAAAACUGUUAAUACUCCAGGGCUGGACAUCAACGCAGGCCAGAACACACCAAGGUUCAAGAUUCCCAACUUUGGUCUCUCUAGCCCCGAAGCACAAGAAGGUGGUUAUAGUGGAGAUCUACAGGGGCCAGAUAUCAGCUUAGGAAAGAAUAAAGCUGGAUAUCUGGAAACUGACAUUGACCUUGAUUACGAGUCAACUAAACUCAAGCAACCGAGUAUGGAUAUUGGUACCCCUUCUGGAAAUUUCAAAAUGCCAGAUUUGAAAAUGCCCAGUUUUGGAUUGUCUGGAUCAAAAGUAGAAGUUCCUGACUAUGAGUUGCCUAAUGUAAAUCUCUCCAAGCUAAAUGUUAACACCGAUAUGGAGAUGAAAGUGCCCUCAGCAAAAGUAAGUGCUCCCUCUGCUAAGGUCAAAAAACCCAAAUUCAAAUUAUUUGGUACAUUACCAAAGAAAAGAGAUGUGGAUAUAAAUGCAAGUGCAAAAUCUCCAAAGAUUCAGGGUUUAGAGUUUUCUGGAAUUGACACACCAACCAUUGAUCUCACAGCUCCUAAUCUAGACCUGCAUGCUCCAGACAUGAACGCUGAUUUACCCAAAGGGAAAUUCAAAAUGCCCUCACAGAGCAUGCCUAAUUUUGACUUGAAUGCUCCUGACCUGAACAUCAAUACACCAACAUUGAAAUCACCAGACCUGAGCCUCAGUGGUCCAAACAUAAAGGCUCCUGCUAUGGAUUUACCAAACAUGGAUCUUAAAGCUCCAAAAGUAGAUCUUAACAUGGGAUCAUCCAAAGGAAUGUUUGAUAUGCCCAAAUUUAAGAUGCCAAAUCUCCCAAACCUAAAAAGACCAGACAUUGAUGGCAACAUAGAUGGUUCAGAUCUAGAUGUGAAUAUACCAAAUGUCAACAUAAAGGGUCCCAAAGGAGGGCUAGAAAUACCAGAUGCUGAUUAUGACAGCCCGUCAUUUAAUUUUAAGAAGCCAAAUUUGAAAAUGCCAGAUUUCGGUCUUUCAGCACCAAAGUUAGAUAGUCCUGACUUUAACUUCAAAUCCCCUGAUUUUAAUGUUUCAUGUCCUAAACUUGGCGGUGGAAUAAAUACACCAGACCUCGAUAUGCCCAGACUUGAUCUCAAAAGCCCCAACAUGGACCUCAGUGGCCCUAACAUUGAUAUGAAUGCUCCUUCAGGGAAAUUCAAAAUGCCCAAGUUUGAUCUCUCUGGCACACUGCCAAAAGGGGGAAUUGAAGCCCCGAACUUGGACACGCCCAAAUUGGUUCUUAAAGCUCCUAAAUUGGAUGUGAAUACUCCAGAUGUGAACAUUGGUUCACCCAAAGCAAAGUUUAAGAUGCCCCACUUGAAGAUGCCAAAAUUUGGAUUACCCAACAUUAAAGGACCUGACAUUGACGGCAACAUAGGUGGUCCAGAUCUAGAUUUGAAUAUGCCAAAUGUCAACCUCAAAGGCCCUAAAGCUGGAUUGGAAAUGCCAGAUGCGGAUUUUGACAGCCCAUCAUUUAAAUUUAAAAAGCCAAAUAUGAAGAUGCCAGACUUAAGACUUUCAGGACCAAAGUUAGAUGGUCCUGACUUCCCUGAUUUCAAUGUCUCUGGUCCUAAACUUGGCGGUGGAAUAAAUCCUCCAGACCUUAAUAUGCCCGGAGUGGAUUACAAAAGCCCAAACAUGGACCUCAAUGCCCCUAACAUUGAUAUUAAUGCUCCUUCAGGGAGAUUCAAAAUGCCCAAGUUUGAUCUCUCUGGCACACUGCCAAAAGGGGGAAUUGAGGCCCCGAAUUUAGACUGGCCAAAAAUGGAUCUGAAAGCUCCUAAAUUGGAUGCAAAUACUCCAGAUGUGAACAUUGGUUCACCAAAGUCAAAGUUUAAGAUGCCCGAUUUGAAAAUGCCCAAAUUUGGCUCGCCAAACUUCAAAGGACCCGACAUUGAUGGCAACAUAGGUGGUCCAGAUCUAGAUUUGAAUAUGCCAAAUGUCAACCUAAAGGGUCCCAAAGCUGGAUUGGAAAUGCCAGAUGCUGAUUUUGACAGCCCAUCAUUUAAAUUUAAAAAGCCAAAUAUGAAAAUGCCAGACUUUGGACUUUCAGGACCCAAGUUAGAUGGUCCUGACUUUGAUUUUAAGUCUCCUGAUUUCAAUGUCUCUGGUCCUAAACUUGGCGGUGGUAUAAAUACACCAGACGUCAAUAUGCCCAAAGUUGAUCUCAAAAGCCCCAACAUGGACCUCAGUGGCCCUAACUUUGAUAUUAAUGCUCCUUCAGGGAAACUGAAAAUGCCUAAUUUUGGUCUCUCUGGCACACUUCCAAAAGGGGGGAUUCAGGCCCCGAACUUGGACUUGCCAAAAUUGGAUCUUAAAACUCCUAAAUGGGAUGUGAAUACUCCAGAUUUGAAUAUUGGUUCACCAAAAGGAAAGUUUAAGAUGCCCAAGUUCAAAAUGCCAAGAUUUGGCUCACCUAAAGUUAAAGGACCUGACAUUGAAGGCAAAGUAGGUGGUUCAAAUCUAGAUAUGAAUAUGCCAAAUGUCAACCUUAAGAGUCCCAAGGCCGGAUUUGAAAUGCCAGAUGUAGAUUUUGACAGCCCAUCAUUUCAAUUUAAAAAGCCAAAUUUGAAAAUGCCUGAUCUCGGUCUUUCAGCACCAAAGUUAGAUGGUCCUGACUUUGAUUUUAAGUCUCCUGAUUUCAAUGUCUCUGGUCCUAAACUUGGCGGUGGAAUAAAUACACCAGACCUCAAUAUGCCCAGAGUCGAUCUCAAAAGCCCCAACAUGGACCUCAGUGCCCCUAACAUUGAUAUGAAUGCUCCUUCUGGGAAAUUCAAAAUGCCCAAGUUAGAUCUCUCUGGCAGCCUGCCCGAAGGGGGAAUUGAGGCCCCGAACUUGGACUUGCCAAAAUUGGAUCUAAAAGCUCCUAAAUGGGAUGUGAAUACUCCAGAUUUGAACAUUGGUUCACCCAAAACAAAGUUUAAGAUGCCCCACUUGAAGAUGCCCAAAUUUGGAUCACCAAACAUUAAAGGACCUGACAUUGAUGGCAACAUAGGUGGUCCAGAUCUAGAUUUGAAUAUGCCAAAUGUCAACCUCAAGGGUCCUAAAGCUGGAUUGGAAAUGCCAGAUGCAGAUUUUGACAGCCCAUCAUUCAAAUUGAAAAUGCCAAAUAUGAAAAUGCCAGACUUUGGACUUUCAGGACCCAAGUUAGAUGGUCCUGACUUUAAGUCCCCUGAUUUCAAUGUUUCUGGUCCUAAACUUGGCGGUGGAAUUAAUCUCCCAGACCUCAAUGUGCCCAACUUUGAUCUCAAAAGCCCAAACAUGGACCUCAGUGCCCCUAACAUUGAUAUGAAGGCUCCUUCUGGGAAAUUCAAAAUUCCUAAGUUAGAUCUCUCUGGCAGCCUGCCCGAAGGGGGAAUUGAGGCCCCGAACUUAAACUUGCCAAAAUUGGAUCUAAAAGCUCCUAAAUGGGAUGUGAACACUCCAGAUUUGAACAUUGGUUCACCCAAAACAAAGUUUAAGAUGCCCCACUUGAAGAUGCCCAAAUUUGGAUCACCCAAAAUUAAAGGACCUGACAUUGAUGGCAACAUAGGUGGUCCAGAUCUAGAUUUGAAUAUGCCAAAUGUCAACCUCAAGGGUCCUAAAGCUGGAUUGGAAAUGCCAGAUGCAGAUUUUGACAGCCCAUCAUUCAAAUUGAAAAUGCCAAAUAUGAAAAAGCCAGACUUUGGACUUUCAGGACCCAAGUUAGAUGGUCCUGACUUUAAGUCCCCUGAUUUCAAUGUUUCUGGUCCUAAACUUGGCGGUGGAAUUAAUCUCCCAGACCUCAAUGUGCCCAACUUUGAUCUCAAAAGCCCCAACAUGGACCUCAGUGCCCCUAACAUUGAUAUGAAGGCUCCUUCUGGGAAAUUCAAAAUUCCUAAAUUAGAUCUCUCUGGCAGCCUGCCCGAAGGGGGAAUUGAGGCCCCGAACUUGGACUUGCCAAAAUUGGAUCUAAAAGCUCCUAAAUGGGAUGUGAACACUCCAGAUUUGAACAUUGGUUCACCCAAAACAAAGUUUAAGAUGCCCCACUUGAAGAUGCCCAAAUUUGGAUCACCCAACAUUAAAGGACCUGACAUUGACGGCAACUUCGAUGGUCCAGAUCUAGAUUUGAAUAUGCCAAAUGUCAACCUCAAGGGUCCUAAAGCUGGAUUGGAAAUGCCAGAUGCAGAUUUUGACAGCCCAUCAUUCAAAUUUAAAAAGCCAAAUAUGAAAAUGCCAGACUUUGGACUUUCAGGACCCAAGUUAGAUGGCCCUGACUUUAAGUCCCCUGAUUUCAAUGUCUCUGGUCCUAAACUUGGUGGUGGAAUAAAUCUCCCAGACCUCAAUAUGCCCAAUUUUGAUCUCAAAAGCCCCAACAUGGACCUCAGUGCCCCAAACAUUGAUAUGAAUGCUCCUUCUGGGAAAUUCAAAAUGCCCAAGUUAGAUCUCUCUGGCAGCUUGCCCGAAGGGGGAAUUGGGGCCCCGAACUUGGACUUGCCAAAAUUGGAUCUAAAAGGUCCUAAAUUGGGUAUGAAUACUCCAGACAUGAACAUUGGUUCACCCAAAACAAAGUUUAAGAUGCCUAAGGUGAAGAUGCCCAAAUUUAACCUCCCAAAUCUAAAAGGACCACAAGUUGGUGGCAACUUCGAUGGUCCAGAUCUAGAUAUGAGUAUGCCAAAUGUCAACCUCAAAGGUCCUAAAGCUGGAUUGGAAAUGCCAGAUGCAGAUUUUGACAGCCCAUCAUUCAAAUUUAAAAAGCCAAAUAUGAAAAUGCCAGACUUUGGCCUUUCAGGACCAAAGCUAGAUGGUCCUGACUUUGACCUAAAUUCCCCAGAUUUCAAUGUUUCAGGUCCUAAACUUGGUGCUGGAAUAAAUCCCCCAGACCUCAAUAUGCCCAACUUUGAUCUCAAAAAGCCCAACAUGGACCUCAGUGCCCCAAACAUUGACAUUAAUGCUCCUUCAGGGAAACUGAAAAUGCCCAAAUUUGGUCUCUCAGGUACAUUGCCAGAAGGGGGAAUUGAGACCCCGAAAUUGGACUUGCCAAAAAUGGAUCUUAAAGCUCCUAAAUUGAAUGUGAAAUCUCCAGAUGUGAGGAUUAGUUCACCCAAAACAAAGUUAAAGAUGCCCCACUUGAAAAUGCCCAAAAUUGGCUUAUCCGACAUUAAAGGACCUGACAUUGAUGGCAACAUAGAUGGUCCAGAUGUAGAUUUCAACAUGCCAAUGGCAAACAUUAAAGGUCCAAAAGCUGUAAUUCAAUUACCAGAUGGUGAUUUUGAUGGCAAAUUUAAAAAGCCUAAUUUGGGUCUUUCUGGACCAAAAUUGGAUGCCCCAAGUUUUGAUAUGUCUUCACCAAGACUACCAAAUAUGUCUGUAGACACUCCAGAGGGGAAGUUCAAAAUGCCAGACAUCGGUUUCUCUCGACCAAAAGCAACCGCACCAGACAUGGACCUCCCUGUUUCUAAAUUGAAAGGCCCCGGUCUGAAGGGCCCAAAAGUUGAAAUCAAUGCUCCAUCUGGUCGGAUGAGGACCCCUCAAGGGGAGAACGUGGGUCUUUCUGGUUCACUACCAAAAGGGGAAAUGAACACACCUAAAUUUAACCUAAAUGCCCCUCAAAUAGGCAUGGGCUCUCCAAAGAACGUCAAAAUGCCAAAAGCAGGGAUCCAAGGUGGAUAUAUUGAUGUAAAGAGACCCUCAGGAAAUAUCCAGGCUCCUCAACGUGACCUUGAUUUCCCUGAUAAAAGAUUUAAACAGCCUCAAUUUGGGAGCCCAGGAUCUAAUAUGGACUUUGAUGCAGCUCGUCGACAACCAAACCUGCCAAUGCUAAGUGCUCCAAAUGUAGACCUCAACAGAAUGAGGCCCAGUAUCCAAAGCCCUCAGUUCAACAUGAGAGCUCCAGUUCUUGACAUUGAUGCUCCUGCACUGCAUUAUAACAAGCCCUCUUAUAAAGGUCAGAGGUCAGAUCUUACAGGCAGGAAAACCCCGGGUUUAGAUGGCAAUGUAAACUUGCAAUAUAGAAUGUCUCCUGAGAUACACCCAAGGGGCGAUCGUCACGGCCACAACAAUCAACCAAACCGCCAUGGUUCUGAUCCCAAUGCGUAUGUUUUUGGUUCUGAUCUCAACAUCGAUGAUCUCGACAUCGAUGACUUCACUGGAAGGGAUCAUGUCCCCAGGUCCAGGGCACCCCAACGAGAUCCCGCUAUGGGCAGGGUUUCAGGGGGGUUCAGGGGUCCGAGUUUCAACGUAGCAGCCCCCAGGCACCAGUCAGGGGGUGGGUUAAGCCAGAGCUAUGGAGUCUCCCCAGCAGGGUUCAAUAUGGACCCGCGGGACCCAAGACAUCAGGUUUACAGAAGGUCUGCCGAGGGACCGAGGAGGACCAGGCAGCCCAGCGCCAAGCUGCCCACAGGACACAGAAAACCAUCUGACGAGGGUUAUUUUGUUACAGUUUUCCCCACACAAGGGCAAAAUGGACUUAUGCAAAACCGCAGACCAAACACAUUGGGGAGACUCGACUUCAAUCCACCCAACAUGGACCUCGAGGUUCCAGAUGCAAAUGAAGACGGCUCGACAUUCUGGUUUUCUAAGCUCAUAUAGGAGACAAAGAGUACGACUAUCUCUCAACACAGUUAGCCAGUUUUCAUGUGUCAUGUGUUACAUAUUUGUUGCCCUAUAUUUGUUGCUAAACCUUUUGUAUAUAUUUCUUCAAUAUAUUUGCGUUAUGUAUUAUAAAAUAUGUACUUUUGCACUCAUUGUCAUCAUCAAUGUAAACAUUUGGGAAUUCAAUGUAAACAUUUGACAUGUCACAAAAUGUUUUUUUAAGGAUUGGAAAUUUAGUUCUUAAGUUAUUUCUUGAAUAUUUCCAAAUAUUAAAAUUGGGUGUAUUAAUAAGAGUAUGUGUAAAAUAUAAUCUGCCAUUUUGUUUGCUGAAUAUACAUUCAUUUACGAUUUACAAACCAAAAACAACCCAACCGGAUUACAGGUGCAUUGUAUUCAUUAUCAAAAUUGAAAUAUAAACGUUGAAAUGUAUAUUUUUAACUGGCUGAUAAGUAUGUACUUAAAGUGUAUUUUGUUAUAUAUUUUAAUAAAAAUGAUAUUAAACAAA
This is a messenger RNA of Gadus morhua (Atlantic cod), 8510 nucleotides long. RefSeq names its product neuroblast differentiation-associated protein AHNAK. Lineage: Eukaryota; Metazoa; Chordata; Actinopteri; Gadiformes; Gadidae. The coding region runs from base 419 to 8002 and encodes 2527 amino acids. Gene Ontology annotation, molecular function: protein binding. Gene Ontology annotation, biological process: regulation of RNA splicing. The transcript has 5 exons. Gene Ontology annotation, cellular component: cytoplasm; costamere; nucleus. The record is from RefSeq and is a predicted model, not a curated record.